Molecule: messenger RNA, 1659 nt
Organism: Pyrgilauda ruficollis (rufous-necked snowfinch)
Lineage: Eukaryota; Metazoa; Chordata; Aves; Passeriformes; Passeridae
Gene: DENND2D
Product: DENN domain containing 2D
Exons: 12
Coding region: 89-1492 (467 amino acids)
Cellular component (GO): cytosol; nucleoplasm
Source: RefSeq, a predicted model, not a curated record
CCUCCCCCGGGAAAGCGAAAGCGCGGCGGGCGGAAGCCGAGCCCUCCCCGCCGGGCCGGGGCCGCACCGGGACCGCGCCGGGGCCACCAUGGCUUCCAUCGGCAACUUCUUGCGACGGAGCCUGCGGCGCGCCGGCCGCCGAGAAGGAAAAGAUGGGGCCUCUGCUGCAGAAAACACCCCCCCACAGGUACCACAGGGGAAGCAGGGAGAGCGAAGCUCAGUCUUCUACUCUGCUGGGCAGUUCUUCUUUGAGUACCUGGUGGUGGUGUCACUGAAGAAGAUGCCAGAUGGACAUUAUGAACCCAAGAUAACCUACCAAUUCCCAAAGCGCGAGAACUUGCUGAAGGGCCAGAAGGAGGAGGAGGAACGUCUCCUUCAAGCCAUCCCCCUCUUCUGCUUCCCCGACGGCAACAACUGGGCACCUAUCACUGAGUUCACCAGCGAAACCUUUUCUUUUGUCCUGACAAACGUGGAUGGCAGCAGGAAGAUUGGCUACUGCAGGCGGCUGCUGCCAUCUGGGCGUGGUGUCCGACUCCCUGAGGUUUUCUGCAUCAUCAGCUGCCUGGGCUGCUUUGGGCUCUUCUCCAAGAUCCUGGACGAGGUGGAGAAGAGGCGCCAGAUCUCCAUGGCAGUGAUCUACCCCUUCAUGCAGGGCCUUCGGGAAUCACCCUUCCCAGCUCCAGGGAAAACUGUCACCAUCAAGAGCUUCAUCCCCGAGUCGGGCACAGAGCUCAUCGAGCUCACACGGCCUGUGGAUGCCCACCUGGAGCAUGUGGAGUUCCAGGCUCUGCUCCAGCGUCUCAGCCCUCACCUCAUCCUGCACAUCUUCGCCUCUGCCAUGUUGGAGCGACGGCUCAUUUUCCUGGCUGAGGAGCUGAGUGUCCUGUCUCAGUGCAUCCACGCCGUGGCUGCUCUCCUGUACCCCUUCAGCUGGGCUCACACCUACAUCCCCGUGGUCCCCGAGUGCCUGCUGGACACUGUGUGCUGCCCCACACCCUUCAUGGUCGGCAUCCAGAUGCGGCACCUGGAGCGGGUCCUGGAGCAGCCAAUGGAGGAGGCUCUGAUAGUUGAUCUCUGUGAAGGGAAGAUCAUCCGGGCGGUGGGGGAUGAGGAGGAGAUCCUGCCUGGAAAGCUGCAGAACGAGAUGCUGAUAUCUCUGAACAGGCACAACAACAACAACAACGUGCACACCUCGGAGCAGGUGAACGCCCUGGUGUCAGAAGCCUUCGUGCACUUCUUUGUGCGGCUGGUCGGGCACUACGGCUCCCACAUCAAGUGGGGCAGGAGCGGCUCCGGCAGCUUCCAGGAACGAGCCUUCUGCAAGGCCAUCGCCUCCAAGAGCUGCCGCAGAUUGGUGAAAAAGUUCGUGAAGACAAACAUGUUUUCCCUAUUUAUUGAGGAAGCGGAGAAGAGCAGGAUCCCACAGGAAGCGUAUUUCCAGCAGAAAAUAAUAGAGUACCAUGAACAGAAGAAGCACAGAAGGGACUCCUGAAGUCCAGCGUGGGAGAAGGGGAGCAGGACUGGGAUUGACACAUCCCUGCCAGCAGCACCAUACUGGACUCUGUUCCUGCCCACCCGGGACUCCUGAGCUGCCUGUGCAGCACUGAGCAGCCUUUCUUUCUCAGGGCAUCAUUGCACUGGAAAACUCUUUGCACAGAA